UUGUCGCUGACACCGCUUACUGAAUAUGUUUAUAAUUAAGUCCAGUUAAACUAAUUGCAUCAUGUGUAGUAAUUAUCUCAUGUUGAGGAGAACGUUAAUGAUUCUGGAUAACAUAAUGUAUCCUACACAUUUCAGGGUCUAUGUUCCAUCCCCUUCAUGAUUAAACAUUUCAUUUCAUCACAAACUACGUAACAUCGUUAAUUGGUUGGUCCCUAUUUUACAGAACAGGGGAAAUGAGUUUUAAUCAACAACUAAAAAUGAGGGAAUAACUUGCCUCCUUUUCUUGACUUUUUGUGUUGCUUUCAAAUCUAAAACAUAUACCAUCACAACACAUUAUCUACGUUUCUACUAUCCAUGGUAAACAAUGGUUAAUUUAUCGAGGGCAUGCGCUUAUGUUUGGCACCUACAUAUAAAUAUACACAUUUUCUUUCAAUGACAUCGCUGUAACACCAUAACUUUUUCUCCACCCACCCCCUUUGUUAACAGGAAAAGAAUUCUUUUUUGCUAAGAACAAUAUGCAUGUGCCUCGUCGAGAGGACCCAAUGAGCAAAAAACUUUCUCCUGGUAAGUAGAAAAUAUACUAUGCUACGUAUUUCCCACACAUACAAAAAGAUACUUUAUGAUAUCUAAAACAAGAAACUGAAUUAAGUUAUAUACACAGACAUUUCUCAGUUUUUUAAGAAUUCCUCGGUAAUUAAUAUGGAAGACGUUAAUUAUUUGGAGAGUUCCAACAAAACUGCUUUUACUAACAUAGAUAUAGUUACUCAAACGUGCAGUGAUGAGAAACCUUUACAAAGUGCAGCAUUAAUUGCGGUGACGGGAAAUAUUCUUGAAUAUUGUGAGAUUUGUACAAAAACAUUCCCUUCAGAAGAUGAAUUCUUGACACACAAAGAAACACACAAUAAGGAAAAACCUCUCCACUAUAAAAUAAGCGAGAAAUCUCUUCUUUGUAACAGUGAGUUAGUAAAACACAAACGAAAACACGGUGGAAAAAAAUCUUAUCAUUGUGGAAUUUGUGGCAAACUUUUCACUCAAAACUCUCAUCUUGUAACCCAUAUACGUAUUCACACUGGAGAAAAACCGUAUCACUGUGAAAUAUGUGGGAAAUCUUUCGCUUCUAACAGUAAUUUAACAUGUCAUAAAAGAAUACACACUGGCGAAAAACCGUAUCACUGUGAGAUAUGUGGGGAGUCAUUCCCUGAUAACUAUAAUCUUGGAGUUCACAUACGAAUACACACUGGUGAAAAACCGUAUCAUUGUGAAACUUGUGGAAAAUCAUUUGCUUCUAACUGUGACUUAGCAAAGCACAAAAGGAUACACACUGGAGAAAAACCCUUCUGUUGUGAAGUGUGUGGCAAAUCAUUCUCUAAUAGUUCGAAUCUUCGUGUCCACAAACGUAGCCACACUGGUGAGAAACCAUAUUGUUGUGAAACGUGUGGGAAAUCGUUUGUCUCUAACAGUGAUUUAAACAGGCACAAAAGAAUACAUACUGGAGAAAAACCAUUUCAUUGUGAAAUAUGCGGGAAAUCAUUUAUUAGUAAUGGUCAUUUAAAAUCACACAAAAGAAUACACACUGGUGAGAAAUCGUAUCACUGUGAAAUAUGUGGGAAGUCUUUUGUUAAUAAUUCCAAUCUUGUAGUUCAUGUACGAAGCCACUCCGGAGAAAAGCCCUACCACUGUGAAAUAUGUGGGGAAUCGUUUGUUUAUAACAGUUACUUAAAAAACCACAAACAAAUACACAGCCUUCUGUCUGUGAAAAACGAGAAAGUCUUCUCUUGAAAAUCUAAAUUUAUUGCUCCUGGGAAAUAUUUUGAAAAAUGGUAGCAUCUUUUGCCACUAUAAUGGCUGUUCUAUACAGAACUAUGUUACUACAUUUUAACCCCGAGAAAACGUGUUUUCCAGUUGGUUAACAAGACACAACCUGUGUCUGAUAUAUUAUGAGUAAGGGAGCGAAUCACUCUCCUCCAGCUUGGUAAAACUAGUAGAGCAUGGUUUCUGGGUCUUUACCCAUCAUCAAUAUUGGAUACUUGCCUGCUAGAGAUGGUAGUCAAUCAUCCCUACUCACAAUAUUUUGAGAAACAUUCUCUAUGAAUUCUCAUCUUGUAGUAGAGUCAACCAAAGACUUACGAGUGGAUUUGGUAAAUGGAAACUGAAAGAAGACCGUGUAUAUAAUAAUAUACACAUACAGUAACCCCUUGCAAUAUCGUGGUUCACUUAUUGUGGUUUAUUAUUUAAGAUUACAUUGAUUCCUCCAUGGUGGUGGUGUUUUGCAUUUAUAAUAAAAUAAAUAUAUACAAAUUAUUAAAAUAUUUAAAAGAAUAUACAGUACAGUACUAUUUCUACUUUGCAGAUUUUCACCUGUCUCAGUGGGUUUUGGAACAUAACACCUGCGAUAGUCAAGGGAUUACUGUAUAUAUAUAUAUAUAUAUAUAUAUAUACCUCUGUUAUCUUUUACUUACUUUAGUCAUUAGAUUGCAGCCUUGCUUGGGCACCACCAUGAAGAAUUUUUAGUCGAAUGAAUUGUGCCCAGUACCUUGUGUUUUUAAAGCCUGGUACCUUAUUCUAUCGGUUUCUUUUGCAAAACCACUAAGUUUCAGUGAUGUAGUGAGAAGGGAACACAAAGACACACACACAUAUAUAGAUAUGCGUAAACGAUGACCUUCUUUCAGUUUCCGUCCACCAUAUUCACUCACAAGUCUUUGGUCAGUCCAAGUCUAAAGAAGAAGACCACACAGCCGCAUCUGCACCUAUAUAUAUAUAUAUAUAUGUAUAUAUAUAUAUAUGCUUUUGGUGCAAAUGGUUUUGUUAAGCAGUGUCGGAUUUUACAAUUCUGCAAAUCAUAAUAACGGUAUUCUUUUAUAAGCUGAAAGCUUACACCGAUCACCAUGCAAAUGACUAAGAAAAAUAGUCUAAUAAUGGGACAUACAAGCCCUUGACAGAAAAAAGUAGGCUUUCCUGUAUGCAUGGGACUUGAACCCACAUACCUUUGUUAAAGCGACUGUGUUACCGAUUACACCAGCGAGUCGUGUUAACAAAGGGAUGUGGGUUCAAGUCUCACACGUACGGGAAAGCCUACUUUCUUUUGUCGAGGGCUUAUAUGCCCCAUUAUUAGACUAUUUUCCUUAGUCAUUUGCACAGUGAUUGCUAUAAGCUUUAAGCUUAUAAAAAAUACCAUUAUAUAUAUGUAUAUCAUCAUCGUAUAUAUAUAUAUAUAUAUAUAUAAACAUGAUCUUCUCGAUGUCCAUGGAUGCUAUGGACUGCACUGUAAUCAUCCCAGGAAUACUGACUGUGAUUUUCAGAAACAUGAUUUGUAGGAACAUGUAGUGAUGCAUUAAAAUAUUUAUAAAGUUCAUCCAAGGAUUAUUAUUGUUAUUACUAUAUAUAUAUAUAGUGUAUGUGUGUAGAAGGGGUUAUAAUCCAAGUUGUGUCUUUGUAAAGUACAUUUAUAUGUUCACAGUAAUCAAAUGUGUGGAUAUAGAUAUGUUUUAUUUUAAAUGAGACAUACAUAGCAUUUGAGAUUUCUGGUGAAUCCUGUUCACAGAGUAGUUGUAUAUCAAAACAAAAGACUGGUAAAAAUGGCUAUACUUUUAAUUAAAAAUAUACCAAAUUUCCCAGUCUUUUGCUUUGAAAUACAUGUGUGUGUGUCUUUGUCUUGACAUCACAUGAUAGUUGUAAAUGAGUAUCACUGUUAUACAAGCAGUUUCAUUCUGCAAGAACAUGUCUGGCUAUGGGGGAAAUAUUACCUUGCUUGAAAAACGGUUGAAAAAGGAUGAGGGUUGGCAAGUGGAAGUGCAUCCAUUCAUAGAACAUCUGCUUCAAAUGAACACCAUUUAUUAACUUACACAAGCAUGGAAAAGUGCAUGUUAAAUGAUGAUAUGUGUUUUCUGUAUAUACUAGCUUAAAAACUGCACUCCGUGUGGGAAUUUUGAGCUGGCUCCUGCAGAGAGCUAAUGGGGGACCUGCAGCACAAAAUUGAAGAGAGCAAUAAUAAUAAAGCCUUUAUUGGUAUCCUGCCAAUAUGGUAUUACUUUAAAUUCAGUUUAAAUGAAGGACUUGACAA
Messenger RNA from Octopus bimaculoides (California two-spot octopus), 4060 nucleotides. Its product is annotated as zinc finger protein 239. The record is from RefSeq and is a predicted model, not a curated record. Lineage: Eukaryota; Metazoa; Mollusca; Cephalopoda; Octopoda; Octopodidae.